AUGGUCACGCGUGUCACUUGGGAACAGUUAAACAAAGCCGGUAACAAUUUAUUGUCUCCGUCUUCGGUCAGUAACGGUCGUGUGUUCACCUCGGGGUGUUUGGGAACCGACGCUGAAGGAAAAAUGCCUGAAAGCGUGGCAGAACAGACGAAGAACGCCAUCGAAAGCUUAGGCGAGGUUUUGAAGGCCAGUGGCUCGUCCUUCGACGACGUGGUGAAGGUGUUACUUUUCGUGGGAGACGCUUCUUACGUCUCAGAGGUCAACCAAAUCUACAGCAAAUACUUCACCUUGAGACCAGCACGUUCCUGUGUUGUGGUUGGCUUCCCAAAUCCCCAUGUCAAGGUUGAGAUUGAGUGUGUGGCAGAGGUUUCAAGUCUGGCUGCAAAACUCUAA
This is a messenger RNA of Pichia membranifaciens NRRL Y-2026, 393 nucleotides long. RefSeq lists its product as hypothetical. Gene Ontology annotation, molecular function: deaminase activity. Gene Ontology annotation, cellular component: cytosol. The transcript has a single exon. The record is from RefSeq and is a predicted model, not a curated record. Lineage: Eukaryota; Fungi; Ascomycota; Pichiomycetes; Pichiales; Pichiaceae. The coding region runs from base 1 to 393 and encodes 130 amino acids.